Molecule: messenger RNA, 930 nt
Organism: Lachancea lanzarotensis
Lineage: Eukaryota; Fungi; Ascomycota; Saccharomycetes; Saccharomycetales; Saccharomycetaceae
Gene: SIT4
Product: LALA0S02e09560g1_1
Exons: 1
Coding region: 1-930 (309 amino acids)
Biological process (GO): G1/S transition of mitotic cell cycle; peptidyl-serine dephosphorylation
Cellular component (GO): cytoplasm
Molecular function (GO): protein serine/threonine phosphatase activity
Source: RefSeq, a predicted model, not a curated record
AUGGUGGAAAGAGGGCCCGAUCAGUGGCUUGAAAAAAUAAAAAAAUGCCAAUCGCUCACAGAAAGUGAAAUGAAGCAAUUAUGUGAGAUGGUUAAGGAACUGUUAAUGGAAGAAUCAAACAUUCAGCCCGUGCAGACACCUGUGACGGUAUGUGGUGAUAUUCACGGCCAAUUCCACGAUCUUUUGGAGCUUUUUAGAACCGCAGGCGGAUUUCCAGACGAAAUCAACUACAUCUUCCUUGGUGACUACGUGGAUCGUGGUUACUACAGUCUUGAGACUUUCACACUUCUGAUGUGUCUGAAAGUAAAAUAUCCGGCUCGGCUGACUUUGGUGCGAGGAAACCACGAGUCACGCCAGAUCACACAAGUUUAUGGAUUUUACGAGGAGUGUCUAAACAAAUACGGGUCAACAACAGUUUGGAAAUACUGCUGUCAAGUGUUUGACUUUCUAACGCUGGCGGCAAUCAUUGACGGCAAAAUCCUGUGUGUGCACGGAGGUCUGUCGCCCGAAAUACGCAUGCUGGACCAGAUUCGAGUGCUGUCAAGAGCUCAGGAAGUUCCACACGAGGGUGGCUUCUCGGACCUGUUAUGGAGUGAUCCUGAUAACGUGGAGGCGUGGCAGGUUUCGCCGCGUGGGGCCGGAUGGCUAUUCGGGAGCAAAGUGGCGCGCGAGUUCAAUCACGUCAACGGCUUAAAUCUCAUAGCUAGGGCACACCAGUUGGUCAUGGAGGGAUUCAAGUAUCAUUUCCCAGAAAAGGAUGUCGUUACGGUGUGGUCUGCCCCCAAUUACUGUUAUCGCUGUGGGAAUGUGGCGAGCGUAAUGAAAGUGGACGAGGAUCUCGAGCCCUCUUUCAAGAUCUUCUCCGCAGUGCCCGACGAUUACAUCCAGGAGAACAACCACAAUAACCAACGUGGUGGCUACUUCUUGUAA